CGAGGUAGGUAUUAGAGACAUUUGUUGUUAUAUAUGUUAAAUAUUCACUAACAUGCUUUUAUAUAGUCAAUCAGUUGUAGACGAAGAGUUCACGUUUGACUUUGAUGCAAGCACUGAGCUCACCGUCGAUGGUCCUCAGAGGCAUCUGCUCGGAAAAAGACUUGGUGAUAAAGGCAAGUCAAAUUCUUCAAGAAAACAGCGACGAACUAUUACUACGGAAGAAGAAGACGAAGAUUACGAAGGUCAAUAAGAAUGUAGAUAAAUUGACCUUGUUUAUGCCUUUCU
Messenger RNA from Rhizopus microsporus ATCC 52813, 285 nucleotides. RefSeq lists its product as uncharacterized. Bases 53 to 250 code for a protein of 65 amino acids. Lineage: Eukaryota; Fungi; Mucoromycota; Mucoromycetes; Mucorales; Rhizopodaceae. The transcript has 2 exons. The record is from RefSeq and is a predicted model, not a curated record.